Molecule: messenger RNA, 672 nt
Organism: Pseudonaja textilis
Lineage: Eukaryota; Metazoa; Chordata; Lepidosauria; Squamata; Elapidae
Gene: ZC2HC1B
Product: zinc finger C2HC-type containing 1B
Source: RefSeq, a predicted model, not a curated record
AUGAGUUUGGAUUCUGAAAGUACAGCAUGUGCCACAGAGGCUGGCGCACCAAAUUUGUUCCUUUGCGACACUUGUGGAAGGCAUUUUGUGCCAGAAGCACUGUUAAGGCACAAUCCGAUAUGCAAAAGAAUUUUCAACAAGAAGCGCAAACCGUUCAAUUCUUUGAAACAACGACUACAAGGAACUGACAUCCCAACAGUGAAAAAGAAGCCACCCACGAAGAAUGGACGAGAGAAAAAGUCGAAUUGGAGACAACAGCAUGAAGAUUUUAUUUCAGCCAUCAGAGCAGCUAAACUUGCAACUCGAGCCAUGAAAGAAGGACGUCCUCUUCCACCACCACCACCUCCGUCCAUUAACCCAGAUUAUAUUCAGUGUCCUUACUGUAUGAGAAGGUUUAAUCAGACUGCUGCAGAAAGGCACAUCAACUUUUGCAAAGAACAAGCUGCCAGACGAUCCUUUGCACCAGGCCAGAAGGGAGGCAAACCAGCCUCAGGGAAACAAGGAAUUUCCAAAAAAGAACCAACUUUAACAAAUGCUGUGGGGACACUACUUCAGAAUAGAUUACAAGGAGCGAAUACUGGCCCAUCAGUAACAGGACAUGGUAUUGAAAUUUCAGCUGGAGCAGUACACAAAAAGAUAUCCCCCAUUUCCUCUGGAACAGAAUCUGGGUAA